Messenger RNA from Ruditapes philippinarum (Manila clam), 2071 nucleotides. RefSeq lists its product as uncharacterized. The transcript has 7 exons. The record is from RefSeq and is a predicted model, not a curated record. Bases 99 to 1631 code for a protein of 510 amino acids. Lineage: Eukaryota; Metazoa; Mollusca; Bivalvia; Venerida; Veneridae.
GACUUUUUACUCUAAAUGGAUAUAUUGGCACAUGCCCAAUUAUUGGCUUUCAUGAGGGAGGUGUUAGCUUAGAUUAUUGCAUUGAUAAAUGCCUAGACAUGCCUUACUGCCGAGGUGUCAGUCACGAUCCUUCGCAACUUAAAUGUUUCUACCAUAACUGCAUUGAUAGAGAUGUGAACGCAUCGUACACAUUUGUUAAGAGAGUUUGCAUGACCUUCGAUGAGCUGGAUCCUGUUAAACCAUACGUACAAACGAUUAAAAUUUUUGUUAAUAAAUGUGGUCUUCCGAAGCAUGCAAUAAUGACGGAGACAAAUAUUACAUCAGCCAAUCUUUGCAAUACGACAUGUAGUGAGUGCGACGUUACUGUAUACGACCCAAUAAACGAAGAGUGCCAUCACAGCCAGUGCGACAGACCAUAUGGUCUCGGGCAAGGUACUACGUUGUUACGAAAAACAACUAAUCCAGAAUGCCUACACUUAGAAAUGAAAACAAUAGCUGGUAGUGCUCCGAAUUGUGAAGCUUUCGAGUAUGACGAAGGUGUGCUCAACGUGGAAUUUUGUCUCCGGCGGUGUUUGGACCUCCCGGGUUGUUUCUCGGUUUACAUGGAUAAAACCGCUUUUAACUGCACAUAUCACAGCUGUACCGACUAUGUCUCAAAAAAUACUAUAGAUGUUUUUUCAAUCAAGAACUGUUUUACAGACUGCCCGUCUCCAACGACACAGACUUGUUUGAAUUGUAAACAAGGAUCGUUGUGUCAGACGUCCUACUACAAAAUAACAACUUCAAACUCAAGCUCCUGUAAAUUGUUGUGCGAAUCAGAAACGUUAUGCAAGGGGGCUGUAUAUGACAGCAGUAGUAUGGAAUGCCAGUUGUUUGAUUGCGCGUAUGCUACACAGCAGUAUGGCUCAAUUUUCAACAGGAAAGCAUGCAAUGAUGAUUGUCCAAUAUAUGAAAUAUACAUGAUAGAGGGAUAUGUAGGAAGUUGUGAUAUAAUACCGUCCAUGACAGAGUAUCUUGUAUACUAUCCAGAACUUUGCUAUGAGCGUUGCUUGGAAACGGCCGAGUGCAGAGGUGUCACAUAUCAUCCCACAAAGUUAGAGUGUUAUUAUCACAUAUGCGACUGCCAUCUAGCAUUCACAGGGGUGCCUGGCUUUAAAUUUAUGUGGAAGUACUGCUUAGAAAACGUAUUAAACCGCACCAUUCUCCUGCAAACUAACCCUACAUUAAGUCCAAGGGCUUACCCAACGACACCCGUAUGUAAACCAGAGCCUAUCUAUAUAAUGCCGUGUCAAUGCAGCACUGGAGCCUUUGACAAUUUUACGACAGAAGAAAUAGUUCAGCAACUAGAGCAGAACCUAACAAUAGACGCACGUUCCACUUCUGCCAACACACGGAAAUUAACGUCUGCCGAGGAUAACCGGCCGACAUCGGUUGCUGUUGGUACCAUUGGCGUUAUUUUGCUCUCUAGCGUAAUGGCAGUUAUAAUUGCUUUGGAUAUUCCAAAUAUAUUCAAAUUGCAGACACCAAUAAAAUCAAAAACAAAAAAGAUCAAGAACAAGAAGAAGAGAACUAAAAAUUUUGACGAAAAUGUAGCCGCAUCAAAUGGUCUUCAUGUUGAAAAUGUUGAUUAAGUUGAAGUUUCUCAAGAAAUAUGUGUAAAAUGUCUUGUUAAGACAUUUGAACAAACUUAACAAUUAACAAGGUUUACUUUGAGCAACAAAGUACAUGUACAUGUUUACAAUUUUGACAUAAUGAUAAUUUUUCCAUGGUUUAGGAAAAGUUGAUAUGAUGCGCUUUUUUCUGUACAAGUAUAAAAUAGUGUUAUCUCUUUCAAUGUUUAUUGCAAAUUUAAGUUUUUUCAUGUUGAUUAUACACCAUAAUCACGCAAAUUGACGGUAUUACUAGGUCAUGAUGGGUUGCACUCAUUGAACGUGGCCCCUUUUUUGAUCUUUUCAUAUUUCCCUGUAAACUAGCCAUGAUUUUGUUUUGAGAUUUGCUUUAUGCAAGUUAGAAAUAGGGCUUCAUAACAUAAAUAGCAGAUAAUUAAUACAAACUGAAAAUAUCUAAUUCU